AUGCACCUCAUCAAAAAUGAUACCGGUGUUAUCAUCCUCCUAGUUAGAAGGUCUCUACCUUCAUGGAUAUUGUGUUCCGAGAACAAGUCUUAUAUUUUUCAGCAGCACAGGAGGAGAAUCGAGAAUCCACCACUCCUCAAAUUCUCAAUUUUUUCCCCUAAGACGUCACUCUGCUUCAAAACAACCGAUCGCCAGUGGAAAGCGACCGGUUGCCCCCCUUUUGCUCUUCGAGCACGGAGAAUCUGCUUCAAAAUCACCAGUUGCCAAAGGAAAGCGACUGGUUGCCAGAAGAUAACGAUCGAUCGCCAAAGGAAAAUGAUCAGUUGUCUCCACGCUGUCAACUCACAGAAACAGGAAUGCUUGGGUGUAAUUGGAAAUGACACCAGAGAGCAACUGAAGCUGUAA
Prunus armeniaca (apricot) is the source of this 405-nucleotide messenger RNA. The record is from the annotation of a GenBank genome assembly. NCBI's taxonomy places the organism in Eukaryota, Viridiplantae, Streptophyta, Magnoliopsida, Rosales, Rosaceae.